UUAUCAGUUGAAGCUGAAUGUUGUGACUGAGUGCUCAGCUGGCCUACAGAUAAAGUCUAGUUUAAACAAAACAUGAUGAAAGGUCAACUGCCUCAAGCAACAACUGUUUUUCACACUUUUGUCAGGCUUUUACAUAUGCCUUCCAAACAGCCAAAAGUGAAGUAUGAUGCUGUCAUUGUAGGAGCAGGACAUAAUGGACUUGUAUGUGGAGCAUAUCUACAAAAGGCUGGCUGUAAUGUCUGCAUUUUAGAGCGGCGGCAUGUCGUGGGAGGUGCAGCUGUAACUGAAGAAAUCAUUCCUGGUUUCAAGUUUUCACGUGCAUCCUAUGUUCUCAGUCUUUUGAGACCACAAAUAUACAAGGAUCUUCAGCUUGAGAAUCAUGGGCUGAAAGUGUAUGAGCGCAAUCCAAACUUGUACACACCAUUGAGACCUGAUUUCUGGAAAUCAAACGGUCCUCGAUCUCUCACACUUGGUCAAGAUGACAGCUAUAAUAAAGAACAAAUUGCUAACUUUUCACAUCUUGAUGCAGAGAUUUAUGCAGAGUAUGAGCAGCAUUUAAUGAAGAUUGUGAAGAUUGUGGAGCCAUUCUUGGACACAUCUCCAACAGAUAUUGGGAAAAUAUUUAGUGAAAACAUGUAUAUAAAAAAAAUUCUGCAUGUCCUGUCAACACCAGAGUUAAAAAUUGCUGGAAGACAACUUCUGUCAUCUGCCAAUGACUUUCCUGCUCUAUGGGACUUCAUGACAGCUCCUGCUGGUAAAAUUUUGUCCCGCUGGUUUGAAUCAGAGCCUCUGAAAGCAACUUUAGCAACUGAUUCUCUUAUUGGAUCAAUGGUUGGUCCACACACACCUGGAAGUGGGUAUGUUUUGAUUCAUCACAUGCUUGGCCAAGUGAAUGGGAAAAUUGGUGCUUGGGGCUACCCAAGAGGGGGUAUGGGAGCUGUCUCAGAGUCUCUGGCAUCUGCAGCAAAGUCAUAUGGUGCUGAAAUCUUUACUUCUCAGGCUGUGGAAAAAAUAUUGCUUGACAGUUCAGGUGAAGCAAUAGGUAUCGUUACAACAGAAGGAAGAGAGAUUUUAGGCAAAAUUGUGCUCUCAAAUGCAACUCCUCAUAUUACUUUCUUACAGUUGUUACCAUCUGGAGUUUUGCCAUCUCAGUAUGAAUCAGCAAUUCGAAGCACUGAAUACUCAUCACCAGUUACAAAAAUAAAUGUGGCCCUCAGUCAAUUGCCAGAGUUUAUCUCAGAUCCCAGCACAAUUGGAAAUAAGCCAAUGCCGUUCCACAGAUGCACAAUUAAUCUUAACUGUGAAAAUGUGGACGUUCUCACGAAAGCAUAUGAAGCAGCAACAAAAGGAAAAAUUUCAGAGAGGCCCUUGAUAGAAAUGGUGAUACCAUCAGUUCUUGAUGACUCCUUAUGUCCAAAAGGCAGCCAUGUUUGUCUGCUGUUCACUCAAUACACUCCGUAUCACCUAGCUAAUGGCCAAGUGUGGGACAACACAACAAAGGAGAGAUAUGCAAAACUGGUAUUCGACAAUAUUGAGGAAUAUGCUCCUGGAUUCACAAAGAGUGUGAUUGGGAAAGAAAUUCUGAGUCCCCCAGACAUUGAAAAUGAGUUUGGACUCACUGGUGGUAAUAUCUUCCACGGGGCAUUAUCACCAGAUCAGUUACUGCUAGGGAGACCAGCCCCCGGAGGAGGUGGACCCUCUGCGCCAGCAGCACCUUUCACUCCUGUGCCACGCUUGCUGCUCUGUGGCAGUGGAUCCCACCCAGGAGGAGGCGUAAUGGGGGCUGCAGGGCUCAUCGCAGCCCGCAGUGCUAUUCGUCUUCUGAAAAAGUCUUAAACUGAUGGAUUAAAAGAUUUUACAGCUUUUCUGUUGUCAUACAUGUGGGUCUUGCUUACAGUCAGAUACAAUGUUGUGUGGCAGACAAGAACUGAAAUACACUGUACAUCUGAGACCAUAGAGCUUGAAAACAACUUUUAAAUGCUAAGUUGCUAAAUCUAGUUCCUCUUAAUACCUAGUGUUUCUUGAAGGCUAUUUAUUUAAUGAAAAGCUGAAGACUGAACCUCUAUAUUGUGUAGAAAAUACAUUCAUUAUGCAAAAUACAUCUGUGUGCAAAACUUUAC
This is a messenger RNA of Schistocerca nitens (vagrant locust), 2120 nucleotides long. RefSeq names its product pyridine nucleotide-disulfide oxidoreductase domain-containing protein 2-like. NCBI's taxonomy places the organism in Eukaryota, Metazoa, Arthropoda, Insecta, Orthoptera, Acrididae. Gene Ontology annotation, molecular function: oxidoreductase activity. The record is from RefSeq and is a predicted model, not a curated record. The transcript has 11 exons. The coding region runs from base 73 to 1836 and encodes 587 amino acids.